AUGCUAAAAUCCAAAAUGAGCUCAAAAGACAGAGAUAAUAUUAAAUUAAAAUAUAAAAUAUUAAGUAUAUCAUCCAAUGAUAAAGAUUAUGAUAUUUUAAAUAUAUUAAAAAAUACUGGCAAUAAAGUUCAUAAGCCAUGGCUAAGCGAAAAAAAUAGUAUAUAUCCACAAGAAAUUAUUUUACAAAUAAAACCAGCUAAAAUAAAAUAUUUAGAAUUUUUGUCUCAUGAAUAUACAAUAACCAAGAAAAUUGAAAUUUUUGUAUCAAAUAAUAAUAAAGAUUAUUCUAAAGUUGGUUUUUUUAGAUUUAAUGACAAUGUUUCUACAAGUUAUUGUGCUAGAGAGCUUAAAUAUGUAUAUUUGCCAUGUACUAUAAAAUGUGCAUUUAUCAAAUUAAGACUUCAUAAGCCAUAUAAUAACCACCUAAAUACUUAUUCACAAAUUGGAUUAUACUAUAUUAAUGUUAUUCCUGAAGAAACACGUUUAGUAAUUUCAUCUGAGAUAGAACCUUCAUUAUAUAAAUUAAAUUCUUUAUCAAAAAAAAAAAUUAAAAAUGAUAAUGAUAACUAUAAUUUAGAUUUAGUAAAUAGCGAAACAUUACUAAGAAAAAAAGAAAUAACUAAAAAUAAUAUUUGUAUAAGUGAUAGAAAUGCAUCAGAAAAUAUUUCGGAUGGAGUAUAUCUGGGAAGUUUCAGAAAAUCUCUUUCAAAGUGUAGCAAGAAUAAAAUUAAUGUUUUGUACGAAAAAUUAGAGAACAAAAUAAAAUGUUUUGAAAAUUUAAAAGGUGAAUGUGUAGCAAAAGAGGAGUUCAAUAAGGCAAAUGAACUAAAAAAAAUUGUAAACACUUUUGUUUUUUUAAAAAAUAUAAUUACCUUUUUAAAAGGAAAAAAAAAGAAGUAUGUGAGAGAAGAAAAUUAUGGAAAAGCUAAAAGACUAAAAGAAAAAGAAAUAAAGAUAAAAAUUAUAAUAAAAAAUAUUGAACAAUUAAAAAUUGUCAAUGACUGUUCAAAAAAGUGGUACUAUGAAUGGUUAGUUUUAUAUUAUAAAGAACUUGAAUUUUAUGAAGAAGAGAUAAAUAAAAUUAUGUCUAAUGAAAAUAUAAAAAAUAUAAAAAAAAACUGUGGAAUCUUUAAUCAAAAUAUGGAUGAUAAUGACAAUGAUAUUAACUUAAAUAAAAUUCUAUUGUUAAUUUGCAGCGAUGAUGAAAAAAAGCGAGAAGUGGGAUUUGAUUAUGCCUAUAAACCAUUUGAAGAUCGUGAAAAUAAAAAAAAAAAUUUUUGGUAUAACAAUAUAGAAUCUUUAUGCUUGAUCAUUAGAAGAGGAAUAUCAGAUUCCUCUUAUAAUAUAUUUGUCAAAAGCGUUGUCAUACUAGAAAAAAUGUUAACUUUGUUUCAAGAUUAUUUUUUUAACUUAGUUGACACAAAUUCUCAGAAUUAUACUGAUCAAAAUGAAAAAUAUCUAAAAUGUAUAAUUUCUUCACUUUUAAAGCGCUUGGAUGAUUCUAAUCUUGAUGUUAUAGAUAUUUGUAUAAAAACAGUAAUGAUGAUGCUACACAACAAUUUCACUUCUUUUAAAAAUGUUUUUUCUAUAAUUUUAUCAAUGUUGUUUUAUUUUUUUUCUGCUGAUGUAACAUCAGAAAUAAAUGAAAAGAUAAUUGUUAGUUUGAUGAGUUUUUACUAUUCUUUGAUAAAUAAAUACUACACAUCUGUGAAAAAUGAUAUAAAUUUAAAAAAAAUAUUGGAAAUUAUAUCCUUAUUUCUUGAAGUAGAUCUUGAAUCAAUUAAACAAACAUCUCUUGACUUUUUUAUUAAUAUAUACAAUACUAUAGAAAACCGUGAUGAAUUAUUUGAAGAAUUUUUAUUAAAUGUUUCGUUUGAUACCAGAAAUAUUAUAAUAAAUCGUAUAAACCAAGAAGAAAAAGAAAAAAUAAAAGCAGAAGAAAAUGUCAGUAAAUUUUUAUCCAAAGGGUAUGAUAAUAAUGAAAAAAUACCAGGAAUUGAAAGUGAAGUAUCCAUAAAAAAAUGUAUGCUUAUUAAUGAUGAUGGAUUAUUAAAGAAAAACACCUAUUUAAAAAAGAACUAUUUAAAAACUAAAGUUAUAGAAAACGAAAACAGUAAAGAAAUAAUUAAUGAAACUAGAAAUAUUAGUGACAACAACACAGAAAAAAACAAAAAAGAAGAUUGUGAAACUAUAAAUAAAUAUACGGAGGAUAAUAAAAAAGUUGACAAUUUUCCAAAAUUAACACUUAUGGAAAGUGUCAAUUUAAAAAAAGAAAUGCAUCAUGCAGAAGAUAAGGAUCUAGUAGAAAAAAACAUUAUAGAAAAUGGAGAGAUUAAGAAACCACAUAACAUUGAAAUAAAAAAAAAAGAUACAAGUCAUCUUAUAACAGGAAAUAGUAUGCAUUUAAAUGAAAACAUUAUUAAUAAUAAAAAAAAACAUGACGAUAUAGAAAACAAAAAAAAAGGAAUGAAUGAUGAAGACAAAGUGUCAGAUAAGGGUGAAUUUAAUGCAGAUUCCACAAAAAUAGAUGAAAAUAAUGAAGAUCACGUUCCUCCUUUUACUUGCAAAUAUUGCUAUAGGAUGGAUGAAGGUUUCACAGAAAUAGGUUUAGAAAAACAUUGGAUUAAAAAGUGUCCCAUGCUUUGUGCCUGCCCAAAUUGUUUUUUAAUAGUUGAAUUAGUUGUUAUUUAUGACCAUUUUCUAUCCGAAUGUUCACAUAGUUAUAUGUAUACAUCAUGCGAAUAUUGUAACAAAGUUGUAAAGAAAAAUUUGUUAGAUAUACAUAUAAUGAAUGAAUGUAAUGGAAAAAAAACCGAAUAUCUGUCUUGUUAUUAUUGUUCCCUUUUCAUUGAAUCAUUUGAAAUAGAUAAAUGGAGAGCUCACUUUUUGUCAUGUUCUAAAAAUCCUAGAUUAACAGAAUGA
Plasmodium gallinaceum is the source of this 2922-nucleotide messenger RNA. Its product is annotated as conserved Plasmodium protein, unknown function. Gene Ontology annotation, cellular component: cilium. Bases 1 to 2922 code for a protein of 973 amino acids. The transcript has a single exon. The record is from RefSeq and is a predicted model, not a curated record. NCBI's taxonomy places the organism in Eukaryota, Apicomplexa, Aconoidasida, Haemosporida, Plasmodiidae.